Mytilinidion resinicola is the source of this 849-nucleotide messenger RNA. RefSeq lists its product as uncharacterized. NCBI's taxonomy places the organism in Eukaryota, Fungi, Ascomycota, Dothideomycetes, Mytilinidiales, Mytilinidiaceae. The coding region runs from base 1 to 849 and encodes 282 amino acids. The record is from RefSeq and is a predicted model, not a curated record. The transcript has a single exon.
AUGCUCAAGCGGAGGGAGAAGAACUCAGAUCAUGAUUCCCUCUACGAUCGUAGCGGGAGCGAGUAUUAUGGAGGGCGGCGAAGAAGAAGCACUGGAGACUCCAAAGAAGAGAUAGUUCAGACCGAGACUGAGCAAGGUGGACUACCAAGUGUUCAGCUGGAUCCGGAUGCGGAGAAGUCUGAAAAAGCAUACAUUCCCGAAACACGGCCAGAACACGUUACGGAAUCUGUGGACAGGACGAAAACGUCACAAAACGACGUAGUUCCGUGCGUGAGCGAACCGAAGAGAAAGAAGCCGUGGUAUGAGUUCCCUCAUUCGAGCGACAGUGACGAUUCCAGACGACAACGAAACGGCCCAGCAACCCCAGAGGAGACAAAUGCAACUGAAGUUAAGUUGGGUAGUUCAUCCGGCGGUCUGCUUGACCUGAGGUUGGAUGAGCCUGGAAAAGUGCACAGUUCCGACAAUACAUCGGCACUAGCUCCCGAGGACCUAAAGAGGACAGAAACACGACGGGAGACGGACAACAGAACGGGUGAGAUGUCGAUUUCUUCUCAUAGCCAAACCUACCAAAAGCCUCCCCCAGUACCGUUAAAGACACUCAUUCAGCGGCGUAGGGCUGCCAAGGCCGCUGGUAUAGCGGCAGAUGGUAGUAGGAGCCGGUGGGAAGAUCGUAUGGGUACAGAGGGAGGGCCCCAAGGGCAGUCAAGCGUAGGCGCAGCAUCAGCGCCUGUGGGACGGAGAGCUAUGGAGCUGGAGAGGCGGAUGUCGGAGUCUGGAAGGAUGGAAUACGAUCCGACGACCGGCACGUAUAAGGAGAAAGAUGUAAGGAAGAUGCCCUGGAAAGAGUAA